AUGUCGUCGUCGCCUAAUGAAAUCCGGGGCCGAUUGGCCCUCAUCACUGGCGCAUCAGGAGGAAUUGGCGCAGCAUGUGCAGAACAACUCGCGGCAAAGGGCGCUCACCUCGCGCUUACAUAUGCGACCAACCUAGAAUCGAUGAACAAGAUUGUCGCAGAUAUCCAGUCCAAAUAUGCCGAGAACAAGCUGCGCAUUUCGAUUCACCAAGUCGAUGUUGGAAAUGCCGAUCAAAUUGAGGCUAUGUUUCAACAGAUCGACGCGGAGCACGGUCAACGACCUGAUAUCUUGGUUUCGAACGCCGGGUAUGGAAAGCGGUUCCCAAAUGUGUGGGAUAUCACGCUGGAGGAGUUCGAUUACACGCUGAAUAUCAAUCUGCGGGCAUCAUUCAUUCUUGUAAAGGGCGUUGUGGAGCACAUGAAGAGUCAGCGCUGGGGACGCAUUAUUUUCAUGUCGUCUAUUGCCGCCCAGGGGGGUGGAAUAAACGGAUGUCACUACGCUGCGUCCAAGGGUGGCCUUACCGGCAUGAUGAAGAACCUUGCUACUCGUCUCGCCGAACACAACAUCAGCGUCAAUGAUGUAGCCCCUGCUAUGAUUGGUGAGACUGGAAUGAUUCCUAAUGCUGCUGCAAUCCCUGAGGUAGCUGCUGGAAUCCCAAUAGGUCGGUUGGGUACUGUGGAGGAGACAGCGAAUGUCGUUACCAUGCUCGCCACUACUGGAUAUAUGACAGGUCAGAGUCUCUUGCUGGCUGGAGGUCUGAAAUAA
Penicillium malachiteum is the source of this 765-nucleotide messenger RNA. RefSeq names its product SDR family NAD(P)-dependent oxidoreductase. Bases 1 to 765 code for a protein of 254 amino acids. Lineage: Eukaryota; Fungi; Ascomycota; Eurotiomycetes; Eurotiales; Aspergillaceae. The transcript has 3 exons. The record is from RefSeq and is a predicted model, not a curated record. Gene Ontology annotation, molecular function: oxidoreductase activity, acting on the CH-OH group of donors, NAD or NADP as acceptor.